Messenger RNA from Pseudozyma hubeiensis SY62, 2256 nucleotides. RefSeq lists its product as hypothetical. The record is from RefSeq and is a predicted model, not a curated record. NCBI's taxonomy places the organism in Eukaryota, Fungi, Basidiomycota, Ustilaginomycetes, Ustilaginales, Ustilaginaceae. Gene Ontology annotation, cellular component: actin cortical patch. Bases 1 to 2256 code for a protein of 751 amino acids. Gene Ontology annotation, molecular function: phosphatidate phosphatase activity. The transcript has 2 exons.
AUGAGUCGCUUUCGCAUCCGCAGCAGAGCAGGCUCGCUCCUCAAUUCUGGCGUCGAUUAUCUUGCCACCCGUGACUGGCAGGCCGUUGCUGGCUCUGCCCGAGCAAGACUCCAACUCCCCUCCGCCGCAGCCCCAUCCUCAUCCACGCAGCACACCGCCGCCAAAUCGGCCAACUUUUCCUCUUCCUCUUCGCUCCCUCGAAUCAGAGAUAUGUCCGGUCGCGCUGGUGUCGAGAAUGUCGUUCUCCUUCCAGGUUGGGCUCAACGCAGAGUGGCACGCGAUCGUCAUCCUCAAGGCUGGGCCACAAUCGACGCUCCCGAGGAUCUCCAAGACGGCGAGGUCGAACUACACGUCUCGCUCCAUGGCUUUGUCGCAAAAUCCCUCGACGCUCCCAGUAGAAGUCAGCGCAUCUUCAAUCAAAUGGCGCGCCAACUUGCCGGUCUUCCCAAGAUACGGCCCCAACCAGCCGGCUCCUCGAUCCUAGAUUCCUCUCCCAACGCCACCUUUGUCGACGAGCCGCAGCAGAUAGAUAACGAUGAUCCUCCAGCUUCCCAACCAGAUCAGCACCACAAUGAGCAUCUCACCGAAAGGAUCGCACGCAAAGUCAUCGAAAACGCCGACGAUCAAACCCUCGUCCGUCUCAUGGAGGAUCUCCACGCGUUUCCCACAGAUUCUGCCGCCGCCAAGGAAGCCGCAAGGGACGACCAACACACUCCCUCCACACCCAGCCGAUCUAGCACCUUUGAUCAGCCCCCAAAGAGGACCGACACCAUGCUUUCCGGCGGCUCAGCUCAAUGGCUCUCCAGAAGCCUUGAUGAAGUCACCCUCUUUCAUCAAAACCUCUCUCGUCGAUUGCAAGCCUACUGGGUCUACAGGUCCCCUCACAAAGACGUCCACAUCGAUGUCGCGCCCGUCAUCAAUGGCGCCGUCGCUCGCGAUCAAAAAGGAAGCCGCCUCACCCUCGCUUCCACCCGUCUCACCACCGAUUCAACCGGUCAAUUUGAACAUCGUCUCGUAGUUCCAUGGCACAUGCUCUCCGCUUUCUGUCGCCACUUUGCCGACCUGCUUCAAGCAACGCCCGAUGAGAUCGAAGCGCUCGAAGUGAGAGCAAAGCUGCUCGACUCCUUCGCCGAAGGCUCAACUCAAGCCGCAUCCGAAAGUCCUUGGCGACGCUGCCCAAUUCACGAGGACCAUUCUCGCCGAGUGAGGGUCAUAUCCGACAUUGACGAUACCAUCAAACACACCGGUGUCGUCCAGGGCGCAAAGCAAAUCUUGCGAAACGUGUUUGUGCUUCCCUAUCAGGAAGCCGAAGUAAAGGGCAUCUCAUCCUGGUAUCAUGCCAUGACCGACCUUGGCGCUGGCCUUCAUUAUGUCACCAACGCCCCUCUGGAGCUUCAUAGUCUCGUUGUCGACUUUCUCGAGACGGUCCGACUUCCCGUCAGCCACCUCGUGCUCAAGCACUACCCUAGUGGUGCUCGCAGCCUGCUCUCCAGCUGGCUCGAACCUGCAGGUGAACGCAAGCGUGCCAAUGUCGUCAAGAUCCUCGACGACUUUCGCAGCUCGCAGUUCAUCCUCAUCGGCGAUAGUGGCGAGCUCGAUCUCGAACUCUACUGCGCUUUGGCAGCGGAGCGUCCAGACCAAGUCCGUGGCGUCUUCAUCCGCGACGUCAGCAGUCCUGCUUCCCUUCAGGCAGAGUCGUCUGCCUUUUCCGCCGCUAAAGCCGCCGAUGGAGCUGCGGCUGUCCAUGCUUCCACAUUGGAGGAUGCCAUUCCGAAACCUCCUCGAAGUGCCGUCACUCAGCCAGCCUCGGCGCGCCACGCUAAUGUGGCAAAGCCCGCCUUCUUCGAUACUUCCUACCCACCCCGAGCCCCAACAGCACUCGACUUGCCGGCCAAUCGAUAUGCAGAUGCAGCCACCGGCGUCGCUCGAUCCAAUCACACCCUUUCCGAGCAGGAAGUCAGGCAAGCGCAGGCAUUCCAGACUCGUCUCAACAGAGCUACCAGCAUGCUUCCGCGCUCCACCGUCUUCAAGCUUUUCAGGGUAGGCGGCGACGUCGAGGAGCAGGCUUGCCAACUCGUGCGUCGCGUGCAGGAAAACACGACGACUUCCAGCGCGGGGAGUCCACGGCUCAGUGCGGAUGAUGUCCGCAGAGAUGCCGCACUUCACCUUGGCGUGCCAAAGCUGGGAACGCACGUCAUGGAACAACUCAACGCAUUCAGACGCACCCGCACAUUUCACCUGUCUGUCAUCUUUUAG